AAAUUAAAAUUAAAUAAUUUCCUCAUUUUUCAUUUUUAAGCAUCAUCGGAAAAUCCUCUCUCAGAAAUCUCGUUCGAAUCUGCAUCAUCAUUUCAUUUCUCCACCCCCCUCUCUCCCUCCUCUUCUCGGGAAAAUCAAAUUCGAAGUUUCGCUGUUUUCUUAGAUUCCGCACAAAUGGCGUCCGAAAAUUUCACCGACAAAACUGCCGUUUUCAGAAAGCUCAAACUCAAAUCCGAGAAUAAGAUGUGUUUCGAUUGCAAUGCGAAGAACCCUACUUGGGCGUCGGUGACGUAUGGGAUCUUUCUUUGUAUUGAUUGUUCCGCAGCUCACCGUAGCCUCGGUGUUCACAUCAGUUUCGUUAGGUCUACAAACUUGGAUUCAUGGUCACCUGAUCAGUUGAAGAUGAUGUACUUUGGUGGAAAUAACCGUGCUCAUACAUUUUUUAAGCAACAUGGAUGGACUGAUGGAGGCAAGGUUGAAGCUAAAUAUACAUCAAGAGCUGCUGAUUUAUAUAAGCAGAUACUGGCGAAAGAAGUUGCUAAAAGUUCUGCUGAAGAUCCUGGUUUACCUGUUUCACCAGUGGCUUCACAGUCAGCACAGGCGCCUAAUGGAUUCUUUGAUGUUCAUACUAGUGAAGUUCCAAAGGAAAUUGUAACAGAAAAGAAGGAAACCGUAGACCUUCCAUCUUCUCCUAGAACUUAUGCUGUCAAGAAACCUCUUGGAUUCGGAGCAAAGAAAGUUGGAAAGAGUGGAGGACUUGGUGCUAGAAAGCUUACAAAAAAGCCUAAUGAAGACCUUUAUGCGCAAAAGCCUGAGGAGGCCCCUGCUCCUGUUGCUGCCCCAAGUAAUAAUCCCCUCCCAAUUGGAUCGUCUUUUCCUUCUCGUUUUGAGUAUGUUGAAAACAGCAAUAAUACGGAAGUGGGUAAAAGUUCGGAAGGGUCUCACAUGAUUAACCAUGUUGCACCACCCAAAUCGUCAAGCUUCUUCGCAGACUUUGGCAUGGACAGUGGUUUCCAGAGAAAAGGAAGCUCAAAUUCUUCAAAAGUACAGAUGGAAGAAACUGAUGAGGCCAGGAAGAAGUUCUCAAAUGCUAAAUCAAUAUCCUCUGCUCAAUAUUAUGGAGAUCAGAGUAGAGCUGGUGACACAGAAGCACGAGCUUCCUUGCAAAAGUUUUCUGGAUCAAGUUCCAUAUCCAGUGCGGAUCUAUUCGGGAACGAUUCUGAUGCCUCUCUUGAUAUUUCUGCAAGUGAUCUCAUCAAUCGCUUAUCAUUCCAGGCACAACAAGAUAUAUCUUCCUUGAAGAAUAUUGCUGGAGAAACAGGGAAGAAGCUCGGUUCCCUGGCGUCGUCAUUGAUGACUGAUUUUCAGGAUAGACUCCUUUAAUGCAAUAUCUGUAAUAAUUUGAGAAUUGUCAAAAAUACGAGAGAUUUUAUUAGUGUCAUGUAAAAUGAGUUUUUCUUGCCAUUCUUUGGAAAAACAAAUAAGUAAAGAUUUUAGCACUCUUUUUUAGUUUCCUAUGUGCUUGCUUAGCAUAAUGUGCAGUGAGAGACUGAGAGUGUUCAUUUUUUUUUUUCCCAUUUUUUUUUACAAAUUGUCAUUUUUGUCUUUAAACUUAGUUAGUUAUUACUACUGUGUAACCUUACCAGAAUUUUCAAACUCUGUUGUGGUGCUUCC
Spinacia oleracea (spinach) is the source of this 1674-nucleotide messenger RNA. Its product is annotated as probable ADP-ribosylation factor GTPase-activating protein AGD8. The coding region runs from base 175 to 1383 and encodes 402 amino acids. Gene Ontology annotation, molecular function: GTPase activator activity. The transcript has 7 exons. NCBI's taxonomy places the organism in Eukaryota, Viridiplantae, Streptophyta, Magnoliopsida, Caryophyllales, Amaranthaceae. Gene Ontology annotation, biological process: COPI coating of Golgi vesicle. The record is from RefSeq and is a predicted model, not a curated record.